AUGAGUGAUCCGAAAUUGGCGAAAUAUUUGCGAAUAUUCUGUGCAAUACUCUGUUCCACCGGUGUAUUGGCCUUCCCGGAGCAGGGAAAAUGGGAUUUUGUGCUAACGAAGCGGAAUACGUAUAUUCCCAUUCCCAAGUCCCUUUACGAUGGCUUUAGCAUCUACGUUCAGGUAACAUGCGAACCGGCCCAAGCGCAGCCACCGGCCAGCAACCACGAUGUGCAUGUGAACAUUUCCUGGACGCUGCGAGAGCUAAAGUGUUGGCAAGAGUAUGUCAGCUAUUCUUACUUUCUGCAAGACGAACGCUUUCCCGUGAGGAACAACAUUACCCAGAUUGAGUCCGGCGUGUACCCGAACGUGUGCAGCAACGAUCGUCACAUCAUCAUUCCGGAACUCAAGUUCGUUGCCCCCAGAACGGAGCCUCCAAAACUUCCCGCAACGAGAAGCGUUGCAUCGAUUUCUGGUGGAGAGCAGCAGCAACCAGUCUUUACGGUGACCAAGGAUGGGCUGUACAUUUUCAUCAUCCGCAUCGAACCGGGAGGCAAGGAACCGCUACGCGCGAGUGACAGCGACCUGGACACUCUGGGCGAUUACAUAGCGAACGUGCACGUCGAAAUACGGCGAGAUAAUGGCUACCUGUCGGCCGUCGAUUGGCCACUGCUUCCGUUCUACGGAGCGAUGUGUCUGGUGUACGUUUUGCUCGGGAUCGUCUGGCUCACGGUUUCGUUUCUGCAGUGGCGUGAUUUGCUGCGAAUCCAGUUCUGGAUUGGUGGCGUAAUCCUGCUCGGGAUGCUGGAGAAGGCCAUGUUCUACGGCGAGUACCAGAGCAUCAAUUCAACCGGUGUGUCCGUCAAGGGUAUGGUGCUACUGGCCGAAUGGGUUUCGUGUGGCAAAAGAACCCUCGCCCGGAUGCUCGUCAUAAUUGUGUCGCUCGGCUUCGGUAUCGUUAAACCCCGGCUAGGACCAAUGUUGCACCGCGUGGUAGGAACCGGGGUGCUGUACCUUGUGUUGGCCUGCGUGGAGAGCUUCCUGCGUAUCAUGCACACGAAGAACGAUCCGAGCAAUCAGAUUCUGGUUGCCAGCAUACCACUGGCCGUGCUCGAUUCGGCCAUUUGCUGGUGGAUUUUCACGUCCCUCGUGCAAACGACGCGCACCCUGCGCCUGCGAAGAAACAUGGUCAAGUUGUCGCUGUACCGACAUUUUACGAACACGCUCAUAUUUGCGGUGCUUGCAUCGGUUGUGUUCAUGCUGUACUCGAUCAAGGUCCAUCGUUUCGCCGACUGUCUGACGGAUUGGAGGGAGCUGUGGGUCGAUGAUGCUUUCUGGCACGUCCUCUUCUCGACCCUGCUGCUGGUCAUUAUGAUCCUGUGGCGGCCUACGAACAACAACCAACGCUAUGCGUUCACUCCGCUGCUCGAUAACCCGGAGGACGAGGACGACGAGGAAGAGGAACAGUUUGUGUCGGAUGCGUACGGAGUGAAGAUGCGAGGCGCCAGGAGCGGCUCACCGAAACCGUCCGCCAAGAGUGUGACCACCGACGAGGACAACCUCAAGUGGGUCGAGGAUAAUAUUCCUGCCGCCAUCGCUGACGCGGCCCUUCCCGUGCUAGACUCGGACGAGGAAAUUAUUAACACCAAGUUCGAGGUCUCCAAGAUGCAGUAGGGAGCCACUCGCGCGUAUGUCCUACACUAUACAUUAUUUAACUAACAGAAGAUUGCCCGCACGCGCACGCACGUCCGCGCAGUAUCGUAUUCUGAUCGGUUCCUGACCGUGUUCCGGUCCAUCCACGCGCUCGCUUUCGUCCACUGCACUGCGCAACGGGUGGGAGCUGGUCGUUGAUAACAAGUGAUAGUACUAUUUCGAACGGCACUAGUCAAACGUUAUAAUUUACUCUAACGGCCUGAUCGAUCAGGGCAAUGGAAUGAAACUAUUUGUGCGACGGUACCGUUCAGUAAGACCGUUGGGUGGCGAGUGUUGACUGGAUUAUUUGUUUGCGAUGUGAUUUCGGUAUGUGUUUUAAUUCUAGUAUAUAGCAAUCUUCUUCCUGGUUCCGCACCAAAAGCCUCCAGGACACCACAGCCUCCAGGGGUCACAAUCCGCUCACAAAAUUCGACCCACUUUACAGACAACGAGCUGGAUGGCAAAGUUGCGAAUGGUGCGUCACUUUUCUUUGCCAUUGCUGGCCAUCCUUCUUCCUAUUGCUAGCGAAUGUGCACACCGUAAGCUAGAAACGUAUCGCACGUUUCCGGACCAGUUUAUGAUAGUAGCUCUUCUAUGGUACACUAGAAAUAGGUAAACACGGAAACAAAACCAUUGACACCAUGAAUGACCAUGAACAGAGGAUUGAGAGGAGCGGGGAGGUAAACUAAGAUAGUCCUUAUAUAUUAGAGACGGUUCGCGCUAUGAGUACUUCUAGUAUAUAGACCCAAAAAAGCUACAAAUAUGAAUUGUAAAAUUUUGAAUUCAAAAGCUUUCGAAAUAAAGUUCGAAAUUGGA
This is a messenger RNA of Anopheles cruzii, 2496 nucleotides long. RefSeq names its product transmembrane protein 87A. Lineage: Eukaryota; Metazoa; Arthropoda; Insecta; Diptera; Culicidae. Gene Ontology annotation, biological process: retrograde transport, endosome to Golgi. Gene Ontology annotation, cellular component: membrane; Golgi apparatus. The transcript has 9 exons. The coding region runs from base 1 to 1662 and encodes 553 amino acids. The record is from RefSeq and is a predicted model, not a curated record.